UUAGUAUCACAGGAAAAAGCAAGAAACCUUGGGUGUUUUUUUAAUUCUAUGUUCUGUUCCUUGUUUUUAUUCCUUCCGUUUUAUUAUCACACUUGUUCACUGCCUAAAAAGCAAGAUACCUUGAUUUUCAUUAUUUUUUUUUCUUUCUACAAUGUUCUCUCAUCCUUAAGUUUCAGUUAUCAACACCAAAACGCAAGAAACCUUGUAGUUAGUUUUACUUAUUCUAUGUUCCAUCAAGAAUCAAGAAACCUCACUAAACAGUAAACACUACCAUUAGAAAAACAGUGAUGGUGGGAAGCUUAGAUCUUUUGCCACGAGAAUUGGUGUCCAAAAUCCUCUCAAGGUUACCGGUGAAGCUUCUUCUCCGAUGCAAGUGCGUGUGCAAAUCAUGGUUCGAUAUCAUAACGGAUCCUCAUUUCGCGACCAAUCACUACGUUGUCUACAACAACAUCGAAGAAGUAGAAGAAGAAGAACUCUUGGUGAUUCGAAGACCCUUUCUUUCUGGUCUCAAAACUUAUAUCUCUCUUCUUUCUUGGGACCCCAAAGAACCCAAAGGCUCUGUUUCUUCUGAAAUUCUGAACCCUCCUUAUGAUUACGACUCUGAUCACAAAUACUGGACCGAAAUCAUGGGUCCUUGCAAUGGCAUAUACUUCUUAGAGGGGAACCCAAAUGUGAUGAUGAACCCUUCUCUGAGAGAGUUCAAGGCUUUGCCUGAAUCUCAAUUCACAACUCCACGUGGCACUUAUUCCUUCACUGAUUACUCUGGGUUCGGGUUUGAUCCAAAAACUAACGACUUCAAAGUUGUUGUGAUCAAGGAUCUUUGGUUGAAGGAAACAGAUGAGAGAAAACCAGGGUACUGGACAGCUGAAUUGUUCAGCCUCAACUCAAAUUCAUGGCGAAAACUUGAAGAUGAUGCUGUUCUUCCUCUCCCGUUUGAGAUUUGGGGUUCUUCUCGUGUUUACACUUACGUCAACCAUUGUUGCCACUGGUGGAGCUAUGUUAGCAACAGCGUUGACCGAAGAAAGAUGCAGUCAACGCGAGAUCUUGUUCUAGCAUUCAACCAUGUCAAUGAGUGUUUCAGGAAGAUCGAGUUACCGAGAAUAAGGUACUCUCGCGAAGAAGAGUUUGCGACUCUGGUACCCUUUGAAGGUACCAUUGGCGUUAUUGUUUACCCUGUGAGGGGAACAGAGAAGGUUCUAGAUGUAUGGAUAAUGAAGGAUUAUUGGAACGAUGAAUCUUGGGUUAAGCUAUACAGUGUUGGACCUGUGAUGGUGGUUUACAAGCUUGUUGGGUUUUAUGGGAGUGACAGGUUUCUUUGGAAGGAUAGCAAUGAGAGAUUGGUGAUGUAUGGAUCUGAAUCGAAGGAAAUGAGGGAUCUUGAGGUUUAUGGAAAGUAUGAUUCGUUAAGAGCUGCUAGGUAUACUCAAAGCCUUGUUUCACUUCAUAGAGGGAACGAGUUUCCUCACCAAUUUGUUUCUUGUUGUUUGGUUCCGGAUCCUCUGCUCAAUCAAACUGACACGGACCUCAUUUCCUUUUUGUUGCAUUUGGAUAAAGCUACCAUGUGUGUUACUGAAACAAGACAUGGAAGUCAGACACGCAUUAGUAGUAUCCUUUUUCUUAUGUACAUUGAAAGAGGGCUUUUUUAUUUAUAUAUGCAUGAGAAAAUCAUUUAUUCCCAAAAUGCACAUGAAUAAAAAGUGAGUUCAAAAUGUGCAGCUCCAUUUCAAUUCAGACAUCCAUAAAAUGGUAUUACUCAGUAUUUCAACCAUGGUGCCCAUGAAUUAGAGAUCUCAUCUCAACUUUAUUGGCCACGAAAUGGAGCUCCCAUUUCCUGCAUGGCAAACGCAAAUUGGAGAAACGAACUCAGGCAUGGCAGACGCAAAAUGGUGGUACGGCAAACGCAAAAUGGAGAGCGUGUCAAGUUGGGCACACACGAAAUGGGCACCAAUUUCUGGUGUACCACACACGAAAUGAGGCAACUAAGUGCAUACCUCACACGAAUUAAAACCAAAGCUAGGCUAUAUAAAUCAUUCUCCUACGGAAGUCAUGUCACAAUUCCAAUUUUCACUUCUUUUACUUUCUCUUU
Messenger RNA from Arachis duranensis, 2086 nucleotides. Its product is annotated as F-box protein CPR1. Bases 288 to 1694 code for a protein of 468 amino acids. Lineage: Eukaryota; Viridiplantae; Streptophyta; Magnoliopsida; Fabales; Fabaceae. The record is from RefSeq and is a predicted model, not a curated record. Gene Ontology annotation, molecular function: protein binding. The transcript is spliced from 2 exons.